This is a messenger RNA of Girardinichthys multiradiatus, 683 nucleotides long. RefSeq names its product translation initiation factor IF-2-like. The transcript is spliced from 4 exons. The record is from RefSeq and is a predicted model, not a curated record. Lineage: Eukaryota; Metazoa; Chordata; Actinopteri; Cyprinodontiformes; Goodeidae. The coding region runs from base 1 to 534 and encodes 177 amino acids.
AUGGUUUUCGGUCCCUUUGUUGCUGUGGGCGGAUACCAGACGCCCACAAGAGUCCAAAAUCAACCCAAACAGGGUGGGCGAUGGGGGCCUCAGCAGGAGGGCCAGAAACAAAAACAGAGUUCCGGCUGGCGACCAGGGGGUCGUCCCCAGCAGGCACAGAGUUCCGGCAGGCGACCAGGGGGUUGUCCCCAGCAGGCACAGAGUUCCGGCAGGCGACCAGGGGGUCGUCCCCAGCAGGCACAGAGUUCCGGCGGGCGAACACACCUGCACCACAGAGUUCCGGGCGGUCGGCAGCGAAGCCGUGGCGGCCUGCGACGGGAACCUGCAGGGACAAAUAAAGGCCCAUCCAGACCACACAAAACUUUGAGGAAUCAGCCAAGUGACACAGAUGCUGAUGCAAAUAAGGCUAAUUAUGUAGCUCUGAAUUUCCCCACAAAGAAGACAAAAGGGAUGAAGAAGAAAACAGAAUCACCACCAGACUGUGUGUACUCAGCUGUGAGGGCAGGUCAUCCCACACUGCAUGAAAUGUCUUAGAGCGGGACCUGCUUGUGUAGAGCUUGCAUCACUGACAACAAAUUGACUCGGUGCAUUUGUAGAUGUUGCAGUUAUGCAGAUUUUACUAUUAAACGAGUUUUAAGCCACGGUUUCUGCUAAUAUUUCUUAUAGGAUUGGAUGGUUUUAUG